Anopheles nili is the source of this 852-nucleotide messenger RNA. RefSeq lists its product as uncharacterized. Lineage: Eukaryota; Metazoa; Arthropoda; Insecta; Diptera; Culicidae. The transcript is spliced from 2 exons. The record is from RefSeq and is a predicted model, not a curated record. Bases 1 to 852 code for a protein of 283 amino acids.
AUGGCGAACCUGUCAGGUGCGGUUGGAUUAGUUCUGACCAUCGUAGUAGCCAGUGGGAUUGUGGCCGGUGAGACGUUUCGCUUUCCUGAAUUCGUUGCGAUUGAGGGAACGGAAGUUGGAUCGGUUUGUGGAGGUUGGAUCAUCGAUAACGCUCUCGAUCGGUGGCCGUACUUACUGACGACGGAAAUCUGUAUCAAAAGUCAAAAUCGGCAGUUGAGUCAGCUUCUUGUGCGAUAUGGCAGUGCGGAGGUGACACGACGUACGAACAGUCUCGGAAUCGAUCGCAUGUUGUCGCAUCUACCCGAUGACGAUCGGUUGGUGAUGCUGAGCACGAUCGGAGUGAGAUAUAGUCGACCUGAACCAACACCGGCGUACAAUGGAACCGUCGUGUUGUACUGGCGAAAACAAUUAGGCGAUGGCAACCGGCUGUUAAAAAGUCUCCUAUUAGUACCAGAGGAUCAGCAAUAUGCUCUCGGAGAGCUGCUGACCAACCGAUUACUCUGUGGGGACGCUGUUCCAGACACGCAGUUCCUCUUGGAGGGUGGUGUAGUUCUGCGGAACUCGAACCCGAUCGGUUUGUUGUCGGUGCGUUCGGACAGCUCCUCUACGUGUGGGAACACCCUGGAUGUCCUCGCUGUGGUGGAUGUGCAUAACAAAACGACCUUCACCGAUUGGGCGUUUGAACCCAAACAUGGUGAGUUAGAUGAAGGUGAAGCUAGCUCGUGGUUCAGCGAGCCUAACUCACCCUUCGGGUACAUCGUGUACGUGAUCUUCCUAAGCUACUGCAUACUCUACACUGUGCUGUACUUCAUACUUGCGCUCGGGCGUUCCAAUCCCAGCACGAAUCUGUGA